AUGGAUCAUUGCAGAUUUUCUUCGUUAAAAUGGAGUCUUAGCGACUGCUUACAAAACUCUGAGGCUGGACUUAUGGCAGCUAUUGUUAUGGGUCAUGUGGAAUAUACCGAUACUAACGGUUUUAUAAUGCAGAAUGGCGGUAUUGUACCGCCGUCACUUCUCCAAGAAAAUCGUGUCCCACGUUUCUACAAGGAAGCUAUUGCAAAAUGCGGUGCUCCAAGUCAAUCACAAUUACCUAAUACUGCACUUGUUUAUAAUUUGAUGGUCACAUCUUGCUUACCACGCGCUAUACUCGGUAAUAUAUGGUCGUUGGUGAAUCGGACCAUACCUGGUCAACUUACUCGACAAGAAUUCUUCUCAUGUUUAGCAUUGAUUGCACUAAUACAAAAAGGCCAACCGUUGUCGGCGUUGUCGACAAUGUCUACGCUGCCAAUCCCACACUUGCAAGCGUGCGCACCAUUUGCGCAGCACUUGCCUGGCAGAGAUAUUUGUCAACAGCAAGGAUUUUAUCAAACUCUACAAAAAACUUCCAAUGCCUCAGAAGUAGCAUCAAAUGCAAUAUCACUUCUCGCCGAUAUCGACUUUUCCAGACCAGUCAGCAAUUCAACGACUUUUACUCAGCCAACGGCAAUAUCUGUCACACACAUUCCUGCUUCGCAAUCGUAUUCUUCAAUAAGUACCGUUAGUACGUCACACAUAGAUAAUUCUGCUCUGGAAACUCAAGUUCCAAUUGCUUUUGCUUCAAAUCAGUCUUUUGAUGUCUCGACUGAUUUGGAAAAUCAAGUUGUUUCAAAAAAUGCACAUCAAUCAGGAAAUAGUACUUUGAAAAGUUCCACACUACCGGAUGGAAUUCUGGAUGCUGUUCCCAAUAUGUUGAGACCAAGUUCACAAAAUCUGCUUUCGGAAACGAUUCCUUGUAGUGGUAGCACUUCGACAAAUAUUGAUACAAAUAAAACUGCAGGAAUUUCGGAAUUAGUAAGAAGCUCGGAUAUUUAUGCGACCAUGAAAUUGAUAACCGGUGAAAACAGUGACAGAGAAGAGGAAUGUCUUUAUGUUUGGCGGCGUUGCAUUGAGGAAGCAUAUAAAUUGUUAAAUGAUGCGGAUUCAUUACUACCUUGUUCAGCAACGGCACAUAUUGCAGAAAUCGCUCAUACUGAUCGUGGUGCGAGGUACUUGGAAGCACUUUAUGAAAUUCAUGAAAUGACACUUAGGAUAAGGAAAGGAAGAAUAGAUAAACUGGUUACGCAAAAAGAACUGUUUGAUAAAAUCGACAAAAUAUGGGCACGUCUGGAAUGCUUCCUAGAGAGAAAAAACACUGAUAGUGAAGAUACAAAUCAUUUGGGAGAAACAAUCAACGAAAUCGUUCCAUCAUUAUGUGGUAUUUGUUUAUUACGUGUUUCCACAAAUUCGAUGCUUGAAUUUACUGGUACUAUAUAUCAUAAGCAGUGUGCUAAUUUGUGGAUUAAUCGAGUCGAUUCGUUUCUACCUAAACUGAAAAAAUAUUGA
Acanthocheilonema viteae is the source of this 1506-nucleotide messenger RNA. The record is from the annotation of a GenBank genome assembly. Lineage: Eukaryota; Metazoa; Nematoda; Chromadorea; Rhabditida; Onchocercidae.